GUCUGUAGACCUCCUGUGCCCUCUGCAAGAGAACGGGAGCGAGAGAGAGAGAGUGAAUUGGUCCGUGGCGUUUCUAAUAAUUCUCCCAGUUAUGGCUUCUGAAGAUGUGGCUGCUGGAAGGAAAGGAAAAAGAGAGGGAUCACCGGGAUUCACUCGUGAAGUAUUCUUAAGUUUUAGAGGUCCUGAUACUCGCAAAGGAUUCACGGAUCACCUUUAUAGCAGAUUGGUAGAUGCAGGGAUCCAAGUCUUUAGAGACGACGAAGAUCUCCCCGCCGGAGAAAAGAUCAAGCCGGAGCUAAAAAUAGCGAUCAAGCAGUCAAGGAUCUCCAUAGCCAUCCUCUCCAAACAUUAUGCUUCCAGUGAACAUUGCCUCAUGGAGCUGGAACAAAUGUGGGAGUGCAAACAAUCAGAUGGACAGAUUCUUCUCCCUAUUUUCUAUGAUGUUAGUCCCUCCGAUUUAAAAGACCCGCUUGGAGAUUUUGGAAGGUCCUUAAAGAAACAUGAGGAGGAUAACAAAGUCGACGCAAAUAUCAUCAAAACAUGGAGGAGUGUUCUUGCAGAGAUCAAGAAAUUAAGGGGAGAUGAGUUGAAGAACGUAAAGAACGGGUAAUUCUUUUACUUCUGGUUUCCAUUUUCUUUCCCAGAUAAGUGGAAAAACUUAAAAAGGUAUAGGAUGAUGUGAAAAUGAACCCCGACCUGAUCCAACAAAUAUUAUAUGUAAGCAUAUCGAUUAUGAUGCAUGCUAGAGAGAUUUUUGAGUUUAUCCUUAUGAAAUGGAUUGGUUUUUAACAGGUUAAAGUUCUAUGUGCCCGUUGAACGAUGGGAAAAUUAUAUGAAUAGUUUUAAA
Messenger RNA from Eucalyptus grandis, 847 nucleotides. RefSeq names its product TMV resistance protein N-like. Gene Ontology annotation, biological process: signal transduction. NCBI's taxonomy places the organism in Eukaryota, Viridiplantae, Streptophyta, Magnoliopsida, Myrtales, Myrtaceae. The record is from RefSeq and is a predicted model, not a curated record. The transcript has 2 exons. Bases 92 to 610 code for a protein of 172 amino acids.